AACAUACUAAACCCAACCCUAAUUUAGACUUUAUCUGCUUCGCUGCUCUCACCCAGCCUGCACACGCAGCACUCACAAUGGGUCGUGUAAUCCGAGCUCAGCGUAAGGGUGCGGGAUCCGUCUUCAAAUCUCACACCCACCACCGCAAGGGGCCGGCCCGCUUCCGCAGUCUCGACUUCGGCGAGCGCAAUGGCUACCUUAAGGGUGUUGUCACCGAGAUUGUCCACGACCCGGGCCGUGGUGCUCCCCUGGCUCGCAUCGUCUUCCGUCACCCCUUCCGCUACAAGAAGCAGAAGGAGCUCUUUAUUGCCGCCGAGGGCAUGUAUACCGGCCAGUUCGUGUACUGCGGCAAGAAGGCCACACUCGUGGUCGGCAACGUCUUGCCACUCAGAUCCAUUCCUGAAGGUGCUGUCGUGUGCAACGUCGAGCAUCAUGUCGGUGACCGUGGCGUUCUCGCCAGGGCUUCCGGCGAUUAUGCCAUUGUUAUUAGCCACAAUCCUGAUAACGACACUACCAGAAUCAAGCUUCCAUCUGGUGCCAAGAAAAUUGUUCCAAGUGGAUGCCGAGCAAUGAUUGGACAAGUUGCAGGUGGGGGGAGGACUGAGAAGCCUCUUCUCAAGGCUGGCAAUGCUUAUCACAAGUAUAGGGUGAAGAGGAACUGCUGGCCUAAGGUGCGUGGUGUGGCAAUGAACCCAGUUGAGCAUCCUCAUGGAGGAGGUAACCAUCAGCACAUUGGACAUGCUAGCACUGUUAGGCGUGAUGCACCUCCUGGACAGAAGGUUGGUCUUAUUGCUGCAAGGAGAACUGGUAGGCUCAGAGGUCAAGCUGCUGCAACUGCUGCCAAGGCUGAUAAGGCUUAGGCUUACGUUAUCACUUGUUUCCUCUUAUCAUCUCACCUUUAGGUUUAUUUGUUCAAGACUAUUCAGCAUAUUGUGGUUACAAAUUUGUUUUACUUUGCAUUUAGUAUCAAUUUGAAAUAUUUCAUAAUGAAUAUUGCAUCAUCCUUGAUGAGAAUUUGGCUACAAUGUCUGGUGGAACUCGAUUGUUCUUGAUAAACAUUACAUCAUUCU
Molecule: messenger RNA, 1070 nt
Organism: Rubroshorea leprosula
Lineage: Eukaryota; Viridiplantae; Streptophyta; Magnoliopsida; Malvales; Dipterocarpaceae
Source: the annotation of a GenBank genome assembly